CACACGUCGCGGUAACACAGGAGGGAGUUGCGCACUUGGGCUUGCCCCCUACCUCCCCCUCCCCUCCCCUCUUCCCCUCUACUCUUGCUCGUUGGCCUUCUCGGUGUUGGUCAAGGCCUUGCUUCCGGACUGCCACUUCUUGCUGCUCACCCGCAACGGGCAUGCCGUGGCCGACGUCCAAGGUCUCGCCGCAGGCCCGCGCCGAACCCUCAGCAGAUUCAACGCAUACAGACCAGGAGAAUGUGUAUACGUCGUCGCAGCUGAUCACGGCGUCGUCUUCGUCGUCCUCGUCGUCGCCGCCGCCGGUCUCCAACUCGCAGCCCAUGGCCCCGACCGGGGCGCCACAACUCCCCGCGCCCGCACCUGGACACAACGGCCAGCCGCCGCCGCAACAUGCCCCCCAGUCAGCAGACCAGCCACGGUCUCGCCCGACAUCAGUCUCACCGAGCUCUGCUAAUGCACCAUAUAUGCCAAACACGAUCGUGCGCGGCUCGCCGUCGCGCCGCUCUGGGUCGUCAGCAACAUCGAUCGCCACCGAUACCUCGGUCAUUGCCCGCUUGCCGACCCACGCCAUAGGUACGACCAUCGUCAACGGGCUUUCGUCACGCCGGCGGUCGUCGAUUCGGUCGGCGCCGACCGAGUCGCUCGAAGACGUGCCCGAAGGCUGCGUCCUCUCCCACACGCGCGGGGAGUCACAGUUGCACACCAUUUUGGUGACUCAGGCCUCGAUCACACCGCGGCCAGCAGGCCUCGGCGCCGUAGCGGAGGCCAAGGGAUUUUCCACCCCGCAAAAGUCGCCGCCUGUCAUCAGGCCCAAGCUUGGCAGCAACCUCUCGCACCAGUCGUCGGUGAGCUCGCUGUUUGACGGCUCCGAGUCCGGCUGGGUCAACCACGACCCAGCCAUGAUGGAGCUUCCGCUCUCAUCGCGACUGCACGAGUCGUCGGGCUCGUCCGUGCUCGCCUCCAACCGCGGCCACGAACACCUCUCGCAGAGCGAAGGCGUAGUUUACUCGAUGGGGGCUGGACCUGUCGGUGCGCCUGAUGAUGGACAGGCUGGGCAGGGGAGCUCGGCCGCGCGCGGAAUCGUCAAGCUGUGCGGCCACGAGAUGGAGAUACCCUGGCUCCGCGAGUCGUAUCUGCCUCGCACCUCGCUUCGCGACUUUCACUGGCAGCAGGAGCGAGUCCUAGUUCUUGCCACCACGAUCAUCAUGCUCAUGCUCAUUUUGAUCCGCCUCACCAACCUCACUACUGAAGGCGACGAGCCGCUGAUGGCCGUCUCGUUUGGCGUCCUCUUUACAUUCACCCUUGUCCCGCUCACGCUGGCGCUCCCAUGUGUGGUAGACCAGUCGCGGUACGGCCUGCUCAUGCGGAUGUGGGCCGUCGCCGCCUGCUACUUUACGUGUCUCAUCCAAACAGCGACGAGCAACCAAGCGUUUUGGAUUCUCCUUCCGCUCCCCAUCCCGCUCUUUGUCCUCUCGCCGCGCUACGCCGGCGUCGCCAUCGUCGUCAUUUACGUUGUCUCGCUCGGUGUCCUGGUUGGCGCUGACAUCGAGCGCGACGGCGACUCGCUUGUCCGCUACGCUCUGGCGCUCACCGGCUGCACCAUUAUCUUUGGCAUCCAUACUUUUAUGCUAAUGUGGCGGAAUCGCGAGGCCGUUAUCUGGGAGAAGCUGUAUGGUGUGGUGCUCAACGGAACGUUUGAAGGCAUUGUCCUCCUCGACGAUCGGCUCCUCAUCCGCCGCUACAACCUCAUCAUGCUUCAGAUGUUUGGCUCGUCGACACUGCUCGACGGCCAGCCGCUGGAGAACAUCAUUGCGCCUCACGACCGCGCGCGCCUCCUCGCCGCCCUCGAGGCGGCGGCCUCGUCGCGGAUGCUCAUCGAGGUCGAAGCCCAGGCCGGGCCCGGCGCGCCGUCGUUCCCUGUUGAGGUCUCCAUCAUGCGCAUCUCCGGCUUUGUCAUUUGCUCUCUCCGCAAUAUGAUCCACCGCAAGGAGAUCGAGAACAUGCUGCUCGAGGCCAAAGAGUCAGAGCUCAUUGCCAAAGAGUCGCUCAUCCAGGAGGCGCGCCGGCAAGCCCAGAUGAAGUCUUCGUUUGUCUCCACCGUCACCCACGAGCUCCGCACUCCGCUCAACGCCGUCAUCGGCAUGUCGCAGAUUCUGUCGUCGAUGCGGCUCAACGCCGAGCAGGCCAACUGCGCAGAAGUCAUCCGGACCGCCUCGGAGUCGCUUCUCGACCUUGUCAACGACAUCCUCGACAACGAGAAGAUCGACGCCGACGCCUUUGAGUUUGAGGAGCGCCACUGUGACCUCAACGGCAUUGUCUGGUCCUCGCUUUCCAUCGUUGCGCCCAAGGCCUUUGAAAAGUCGGUCGAAAUCGGGUAUCGCGCGGCGCCCGACCUGCCGCCGGCUGUCACCGGCGACCCCUCGCGGUACAAGCAAGUGCUCCUCAAUCUUCUCUCCAACGCCGUCAAGUUUACGCCGGGUGGCGGGCACGUCAUUGUCACCGUCUCAGCCACGCGCCUUGCCGACUCGGACGACAUUGUUGUUGAGACGCGAGUCAUCGACUCUGGCAUCGGCAUUGCGCCCGAGGAAAUGUCGCGCCUGUUUGUGCCGUUUGGCCAGGCCGCGGUCUCGACCCAGCGCGAGUACGGUGGAACCGGGCUGGGCCUUUCCAUCUCGCGCAAGCUCGCCCAGCGCAUGGGCGGCGACAUUGCGGUCAAGUCCAAGAAGAACCGUGGGACCACGUUUUCGUUCACCGCCACCUUUGGUUCGGUCAUUGCCCCGGGCUCGUCGCUCAUGCGCGACGAGCUCCGCCUCGCUGUUCCGGGCAAUGUUGUCGUUGUCUACCGCAACAAGCGCAUCCGCUCCAUCAUCCGUCGCCAGAUGGAAGACUGGAACAUCGAAGUUCAGAUGGCCGGCACACUCGACGACGUCAAGCCCAAGCCUGGCACCGUUGCCUGCCUCAUCCUCGAGGCCGAGUACAUCAAGAACUCGGCCAUCGGCUCGAUGCUCGCUGAAAACUUCCCCACCGUCGUCAUCACCAUCCCGGGUGCCGAGCACGAGCUUCUCACCUCGCUCUCGAAGACCGCCAAGGCUCUGACGGCGGUGAACAAGCCGCUCUCAUGGGAGCAGCUCAAGCGGGCUAUGAUUGACUCGACCACCAUCUUUGCUCACGCUACACGCCCGCAGGUGCCUGGCACCUCAGCCCCAGCGCCGGCCAUGAUCCGCUCGGCCGAUGGACCCAUCUCGCCGCGUGCCACCUCGUCUGUAUCGGGCCGCAAUGUCGACCAGUCAGGCAACGAAGGUGACGGCGCCAAGUUUGACGGCGUCCGCUCCUCGUCCGCCGUCGGAAAUGCUAUCACCUCGCAUCCGCCCAACGGCCUCGCCACCUCGUCAUCAGGCACUAUGUCCGGUCGCAACAUCUCGUUUCUCGGCGGUGCUGCCGCGAUGGCGGCCUCGGCCAUGGCUUCGCUUGUUGAACAGCCGUAUGAGAACUCCAACUCGUCAGGCCGCCUGGUACGGUCCACCGGCUCCGGAACGGCGGCCGGGAGCUCGGACUACGGCGGCGGUGGUGGGAGCGGAGUGACAUCUGUGGGUGGUGGUGGGAGCGGUGACGGCCUAGCCUCGCCGCGCUCGACUGCGAGCAAUGCACCAAGUCGGCAGCUGCCCGUUGUAGAUGCAGAUGCCGUCAAGAAGGCCAUGCGCAUCGCGGUUGUCGACGACGAGCCGCUCUCGGCACGGGUAUCGGGCCAGCUGGUGAAGGCGGUUGGCUACGUCAACGUUGAUGUCUUUACCAAGGGCGCCGACCUUGUGGAGAAGCAUAGCGCGGACCCGUACCACAUCAUCUUCCUCGAUCUGCACAUGCCAGGUAUGGACGGCUACGAGACGGCGACCCGAAUUCUAGCAACCGACGUGCCCAAGGAGCGCACGCCGGCACUGCUGGCGCUGUCAGGCACGUCUGUGGCCGAGGAAAUGACGCGGGCCAUCAACGUUGGAUUUCUGGAGGUGGUGGGCAAGCCGCUGCGGCUUGACACGCUUGCCCAGGUCCUCGACCGGGUUUCAUCCUCGCUGCGGCUCACAGUGGUGCCGCUCUCGCGGCGGGCGUCGCUGGUCGCGGGCACGCCAUCGAGCCCACCGCCGCCAUCGUCGGCGUCUAAGCCGCCUGCCGCUCGGGCGUCGUCGGUCUCGUCACUUCGCUCAUACCAGUCAGGCGUCUCGGGCGAGGACGCCAACGAUGCGCCGGUCCGAUCCAUCAUGGCGCUGACAAUGGAUACCAAGGGCGACACGUUUGUGGACGAAGCGCGCUCGCUCUUCUCGGCACCUGACUCGGUCCCAGCCGGGCCGCCACCGGUCAUCCUUGUUGUCGACGGAAACACCGUCCAUGCCACGUCGAUCUGCACCAUGCUUCGUCGUUUCCGCCUCGAUGCGCAGUCGAUCUCGUCGGGCGAGGCCGUCAUCGAAAAGUGGCGCUCAUACCGCAAGGGCACGGUCAAAAUCAUCCUCAUGUCGCUCAUCCUUCCCGACACUGACGGCUCGGCCGUCACCUCGCAGAUCCGCGAGAUCGAGUACGCGCUCAACCUCCCGCCCGUCCCCAUCAUCAUCAUGGGCACUAAGACGCAGUCGCCGCUCUUCCGCAGGUGCGAGGCCGCCGGUGCCACUGAGUGUGUGACCAAGCCCAUCCAUCGCGCCCACCUCGUGCAAAAGCUCCGCCAGUACAUUGUGCUCGUCCGCGAGCGCUCAAUGUCAUCAGAUCUGCUCGGCCCGGGCGAGCGGCACAAUCACUCGUUCACCUCGCAGUCGAACACGUCGGGGUGGAUCUCCAUCCCAGCCUCGCAUGCCUCGUCGUUUGUCCACAACGCCGCACCAGUGUCCGACGAUGUCCAGGCCGAGAUCCUCAACAAGCUCCAUCCGCCGGAAGAGAUUCUCUCGUCGCACUCAAACUCAUCUUCAUCAGAAGUCACCCCGCUCGGCUCCAGUGUCACCGUCGGCUCGACGCACUCGCGCUCGUGCACUGGCGCGUCGUCGGUCUCGUUCGACUGCAACUGCACCAACCCAGACCUCGCCAACUUUGUUAAUGCCUCGCGCCGUGCAUCGGUCGUCAAGCCACCCGCCCGCUCGCCUUCGGGCAACUCGCUCGCGCCUCCUGCUCAGGGCAAGCCCAAGGCCAAGUCCCCAGCGAAGUCCCCAGCCAAGCCCAAGCGCAACGGCAAGUCACAAGCGGCGUCGAGCACGUCGAUCGAGUCGUCGAAGACCAAGUCGACGAGCAAGUCGAAGACCAAGUCGAAGACCAAGUCAACGAGUAAGUCGACGAGAAAGUCGAAGAGCAAGGUGAGUAAGUCGCAGAGUAAGUCGAUCGAUGCGUCAAAGGAGUAG
Thecamonas trahens ATCC 50062 is the source of this 5372-nucleotide messenger RNA. Its product is annotated as sensor protein. The record is from RefSeq and is a predicted model, not a curated record. Gene Ontology annotation, biological process: phosphorylation; phosphorelay signal transduction system. The transcript is spliced from 2 exons. Bases 162 to 5372 code for a protein of 1736 amino acids. Lineage: Eukaryota; Apusomonadida; Apusomonadidae. Gene Ontology annotation, molecular function: phosphorelay sensor kinase activity.